Molecule: messenger RNA, 2399 nt
Organism: Mycetomoellerius zeteki
Lineage: Eukaryota; Metazoa; Arthropoda; Insecta; Hymenoptera; Formicidae
Gene: Cbp80
Product: nuclear cap-binding protein subunit 1
Biological process (GO): nuclear-transcribed mRNA catabolic process, nonsense-mediated decay; mRNA export from nucleus
Cellular component (GO): nucleus; nuclear cap binding complex
Molecular function (GO): protein binding; mRNA binding; RNA cap binding
Source: RefSeq, a predicted model, not a curated record
AUGAGCCGUAGAAGAGUACACGACGAAGAUGACGGCUACGAUCGAGUAUAUAAGAAACGUAGGAGAGUAUCAGAAAAUCAAGAGAUUGAAGAUCGUCUUGAAUCUCUUAUCCUUCGUGUCGGAGAGAAGUCAACAUCAUCUUUAGAAAGCAACUUAGAAGGUUUGGCUUCUGUGUUAGAAGCCGAUCUAGGUGUGUUUCGCAGCAAGAUUCUUCGGAUUUUAACAGAUUGUGCUAUUAAGAUGCCAGAGAAAUGCACAAUUUAUACCACUCUCGUCGGGCUGUUAAACGCGAAAAAUUUUAAUUUUGGUGGAGAAUUUGUUGAUUAUAUGGUGAAAAAUUUCAAGGAUUCUUUAAAAGCAUGUAAAUGGGAUGUAGCUAGAUAUUCUCUUAGAUUUCUAGCUGAUUUGGUAAAUUGCCAUGUUUUAUCAUGUGGAUCGUUGAUGCAGUUAUUUGACAAUAUGUUGGAUGCUGCAAACGAGGAUGGUGUACCACAAGUGAGACGCGAUUGGUAUGUUUAUGCUGUUUUAUCGACACUGCCAUGGGUUGGAAGAGAAUUGUAUGAGAAAAAAGAACAAGAAUUGGAUCAUCUGAUGGUUACAAUAGAGAUAUUUUUGAAUAAACGAAGCAAGAAACAUCAACCAGCAUUGAGAGUAUGGUCGAGUGACACACCUCAUCCACAGGAAGAGUAUUUAGAUUGCUUAUGGGCGCAAGUUCGCAAACUGAGACAGGAUAAUUGGGCCGAGAAACAUAUUCCACGCCCCUAUCUUGCGUUUGAUUCAAUUCUGUGUGAAGCGUUACAACAUAAUUUACCACCUUUGAUGCCACCUCCACACCAUGAAUCUUAUUCUUAUCCGUUGCCCACUGUCGUUUUUCGUAUGUUUGAUUAUACAGACUGCCCUGCUGAAGGACCAUUAUUACCAGGAAGUCAUGCCAUCGAGAGAUUUCUGAUAGAAGAACAUUUACGACAGAUCAUCAAUAAUUAUUUUUUUGAGAGAAAAGAUUGUGCUGCACAACUAUUAAACUUUCCAUUCAAAGCUAAAAUUCCUUUAGACUAUUGUAUUGUCGAAGUAAUAUUCGGUGAAUUAUUUCGGUUGCCUACUCCAAAACAUUUGGAGAUUAGUUAUGGAUCAAUUUUGAUAGAACUCUGCAAAUUACAGCCUUCAACUAUGCCACAGGUACUAGCACAAGCUACAGAGAUUCUGUUUCGUCGUAUAGACAGUAUGGCAGCUACCGCUUUCGACCGUUUUGUUUGGUGGUUCGCAUAUCAUUUAAGCAACUUCCAAUUUCGUUGGUCUUGGGAAGAUUGGGAUUCCUGCUUACAACGCGAUGCAGAACAUCCAAGACCAAAAUUUAUACGGGAGGUUCUGCUCAAGGCUUUGAGAUUGUCAUAUUAUCAAAGGAUCCGAGAUAUGAUGCCAGAUUCGUACACAGAAUUGAUUCCAGCAGUUCCCGAGCCUGUGUAUAAAUAUUCAUCUGAAGGUGCUAGUUCACUCCCUGGUACAUGUGCAGCACAUGAAUUAGUAGUUUCUAUAAGACGUAAAUGCACACCAGAAGAAGUAUUAAAUGUAUUAAAUACAUUACCUGGUCCUAGAGAAAACGAAGAAACGAAUAAUUACAAUCCAUUAAAGAUCGACGUCUUUGUACAAACUUUACUGAACCUCGGUUCGAAAAGUUUUAGUCACAGUUUUGCAGCUAUAGUAAAAUUUCAUUAUGUUUUCAAGGUGCUUGCUGAAACGGAAGAAGCACAAAUAUGUAUAUUAAGAAACAUGUACGCUUUGUGGAAGAAUCAUUAUCAAAUGAUGGUAGUACUAACGGACAAGUUUUUAAAAACUGGUAUCAUUGAAUGUAGUGCGAUCGCCAAUUGGAUAUUUUCCAAAGAGAUGGCAUCAGAAUUCACAAAGUUAUAUAUUUGGGAAAUAUUGCAUUUGACAAUACGUAAAAUGAACAAACAUGUGACGAAGUUGAGUACGGAAUUAACAGAUGCAAGGGAGAAACUCAGGAGAGCGGAAAGUAGGUCGGGCUCUUCUUCAGAUGAGGAGGACAAUAAUAAAGAGAGAAAUAGGGAAAAAGCUGCGCAAGCAGAUCAGAAAAAUUUAUUUCUCAUUAUAUUUCAGCGUUUUAUAAUGAUUCUAUCAGAACAUUUAGUGCGUUGUGACACAGACGGAAUUGACUAUAACACACAUUGGUAUAAAUGGACUGUAGGGAGAUUGCAACAAGUUUUUUUAUCUCAUCAAGAACAAGUACAAAAGUAUUCCUCGACUUUGGAAACUUUACUGUUCACUCCGGACCUUGAUCCUCAUAUUUUGGACGUCUUUCAUCAAUUUGUUUCUCUACGAGCAUAAAAUAACAUAUAAAUAUUGUGUUUACAUCAAGUACAUUUAUAAGUUAUUAAGCUACA